Molecule: messenger RNA, 1099 nt
Organism: Xenia sp. Carnegie-2017
Lineage: Eukaryota; Metazoa; Cnidaria; Anthozoa; Malacalcyonacea; Xeniidae
Exons: 3
Coding region: 1-471 (156 amino acids)
Source: RefSeq, a predicted model, not a curated record
AUGAAGCAAUAUACAACACUUUUUUUAGGAGAUUUUGUUGUUCAAGAUGAAACGGAAGAGCAAGUAAGUGAAGCACUUCACGUCUUGCGGGAGUGGAAUCCUGAAUGGAAGCCAGCAAAUUUUAUGACCGACUUCUCAGUUGUUGAAAUUCAUUCCAUUGAGUCAGUUUUUCAGGACGUGGGAACAUCAGUGUUUCUAUGUGAUUUCCACAGGGAACAAGCAUGGGAAAGAUGGACAAAGAAAAGUGAGCAUGGUCUGACAUCCGAGGAUAGAGAGAAGUUGCUACACCUCUUAAGAAGCAUGGCUUACGCGCCGUGGAUUUCAAAUACAGAAUCUCCAUUUACAAAUGUUGCAGAAGCAAAAAAGAAGCUUGUAGAUUCAGAUGUGUACAAAAAUAAUGCCCAAGUUCAGAGAUGGCUCGAAGGAACGUGGUUUCCUGAGGAAAAACGAUGGGCAAGAGCAUAUAGGUAACCUAAAAUAGACAUUAAGAUCAAUACAAAUAAUGGUAUUGAAGCACAAAAUAAAGUUUUCAAGUAUAACUACCUCUCAAAGGGAACUGACAAGACACUAAGCGGUGUUGCUAAAGUAAUUGUGGAAUGCUUUUGCCCAGAACAGUACAAACUCUACGUGCUGAAGAAUCUGAAGCUUAAUAAGAACAUCAAGGCUUACAACAAAGAAAUUCCAGAAUUUCUGCAUGGUCGGCCUCAUGGAUUUAUCAAGCAUUGCAUGCAAAGAAUACAUUCGUCAGCAGUGUACACAACGAAGGACGUGCAAGAUCUUGGAGAGUUAAGAUUUCAAGUAACAUCAGAGAGUUCAAAGCAGACUUACUCGGUUGAUUUAGCCUCUCCCACUUGCAGCUGCCCUGACUGGAGAAAAUUCAAAUGCCCCUGUAAGCAUAUGUUUGCAGUGUUUGAAAACACAAGUGCUGACUGGUAUAACCUGCCACUAAACUACAGAGAAUCAUCUUUGUACACGAUUGAUAAGGAUGUUAAUGAAUUGGAAUGUGAUGAUGAUCAACCAGGAGACAUGGAAAUUGACGACAAUAACACCAGCACCCACACAGACAAAAUCGAGUCAAGUAGCCAAGACAGCAAAAAUG